AUGGUGAAAGCGGCCAAAAGAGCUCUGAAGACUAUCAUCAGCCGAGCAGACAUCAAUGAUGAAGAAUUUCAUACGUUUGUUGUUGAAGCAGAAGGCCUAAUUAACUCCAGGCCUCUGACGCCACCUAGCAGCGAUCCAAACGAUGAUCUACCACUUACUCCCAACCACUUCCUUCACGGUCAGUUGGGAGGUCAGCUGGCCCCGCCUGCAGUUGAUGAACUGCAGAGAAUCAAUCCGAGAUGGCGAUGGCAGAGAGUCCAAGAGCUGCUCCGGCAUUUCUGGGCUCCUUGGCAGAACGAACUUUUACCGCUAUUUCACAAUCGUAAAAAGUGGCUGUAUGAGACGAAAUAUCUACAAAACGACUCUCUUUGCAUCCUGGUAGACGAAAAAUUGCCUCGCGGACAAUGGAGACUUGCCAAAGUUGCCGAAACCUACCCAGGAAGUGAUGGAUUGGUAAGAGCAGCGAGGGUGAAAACUACAGUCAGCGAGUUCCUGCGGCCAAUCAACCGAUUGAGCCCCCUCGAAUUCCCGGACGACCAAGUCAGAGACUCGAAAAAACCCCGGAAUAUUGGCGACAGUGUGACUCUUGCUCGAGGACACGAGCUAAGCGUGCGCAUCAUGAUAUCCGAAAAGCCUUUGUAUGGUAAAGACUGA
Molecule: messenger RNA, 654 nt
Organism: Lineus longissimus
Lineage: Eukaryota; Metazoa; Nemertea; Pilidiophora; Heteronemertea; Lineidae
Exons: 1
Coding region: 1-654 (217 amino acids)
Source: RefSeq, a predicted model, not a curated record